UGUGUGUGUGUGUGUGUGUGUGUGUGUGUGUGUGUAUAUAUGUGUGUGUGUCUUCAGGGUGUCGCAGUUUGGUUCAGAACAGUUUCGUAAUUCAUCCCUCGCAUCACUGAAAGAAGGAAGUGCAGCCAUGGCGCAGGGGCUCAAAGAGAGGUUUGAAAAGUUCCUGCAUGAGAAAAAUCUCAUGACCGAUGUUCUGUCGAAAAUCGAGGCGAGAACCGGAGUGAGCAGGACGUACAUCGCUCUGGCUGUGGUCGGUGUGAUCGCGGUGUAUUUGGUGAUCGGUUAUGGAGCCUCCCUGCUGUGUAACCUCAUCGGCUUUCUGUAUCCUGCCUACAUAUCGAUUAAGGCGAUUGAAAGUGCGACCAAAGAGGACGACACUAAGUGGCUCACGUACUGGGUGGUGUACGGACUCUUCAGCGUGGCCGAGUUCUUCGCUGACAUCUUCCUCUCCUGGUUCCCCUUCUACUAUAUUGGAAAGUGUGCCUUCCUCGUGUGGUGCAUGGCUCCCACUCCCUCCAACGGAUCGGAUAAGAUUUACAACCGCAUCAUCCGGCCGUUUUUCCUCAAGAACGAAGGCAAGAUCGACGACGCCAUGAAGAACAUCAAGGACAAGGCGACAGAAGCUGCCGACAAGUUCAAAGAUGAGGCAAAGAAAGCCACAGCAAACAUCAUGUUCGAGGAGAAGAAGAGCUCGUAAGGAGGAGGCGUGGCGUCUGCAGCGAGGUCCUCUGGAGCCGACUCUGUUACAGAUCUAAUGUUGCCUUUAAUGCUUGUUUUUAAGAUCGUAUGUUCAGUACGUGUAGCCUUUCACCUGUAUCUAUAUUAAAGCCAUUCCCCGGGUCAGUUCACUUAUUUAAGGUCGCCCUCUGGAGGGCUGAGAGAUAUCUGUACGCUGGUCCUGAGACACUUCAUGAACCAAAUAAAAACUAACUGGCUGAAGAA
Molecule: messenger RNA, 942 nt
Organism: Labrus mixtus (cuckoo wrasse)
Lineage: Eukaryota; Metazoa; Chordata; Actinopteri; Labriformes; Labridae
Gene: reep5
Product: receptor accessory protein 5
Exons: 5
Coding region: 128-697 (189 amino acids)
Source: RefSeq, a predicted model, not a curated record